GGCUCGCAUAGUUGUGAAUCCCGUGAUAAACCCGCUGAAAAUAUUUCCGCACCUAGCAGUCCAUCCCUACCUGUCAUCACUCCACACACAUACCAAGCUCAUUCAAUCCCAGAGCAAAAAUGACCGACGAAACAAACUCCAGAGAGCGCAGAAAAGCGUCGAAACCCAUCAUGGAGAAAAGGAGACGAGCCAGAAUAAAUGAAAGUUUGAACGAAUUGAAAAGUUUAAUCCUAGAAGCCAUGAAAAAAGAUAAUUCCUGUUACUCCAAGUUAGAAAAAGCUGAUAUUCUGGAAAUGACGGUUCAACAUUUGAAAAAUCUAAAAAGUCAACAAAACACAGGUAAUUCAUCUUCGAAUCCAGCCUCCCUCGCCAAUUAUCGCGCGGGAUUUAAUCAAUGCGCAUCGGAAAUCACUCGUGUACUGACAGGCCUGGGAAACACCGACUCUGCACUCAGGAGCAGGCUGUUAGAACAUCUCGCGUCCCGCUGCUUAGUUACCAAGCCCGUAGAAGCUGCUGACUUAAGGGCACCACAAUCACCUCCGAUUUCCUUUCCAAACCAACCAAUUCUACCCAAGCCGCCUCUUCCCACCAUGGCUUCUCCAGCAAAUUUCUCUUUCCUUCCUCAAAGCAGUCCGAGUUUUCUUCCUGCAGCUCAGUAUCACUUAGCCUCCUACCCUUUAACAAAUGGUAAAGUGGCAGUUUUGUUACCAACAGUCAAUCCCUUUUUGGUAGACUCGAGCACCGCGGCUGCUGCUUCGCAACCUAGCCUUAUUCCCGUAUUUAGUAAAGAACCAAAGCACGGUAUGUCUCCACCUGAAAUGAUGCCUUUAGGCUUAGACACCAGGCCUGUCUUUUGGAAAUCGGUUCGUUUAUGUUUUGGAAAAAUGGGUCUUGAAAGUCCAACAAGGAACCUCUCGAACACGGACGGACGGAAGUCUUCCAAGCCUUUGAUGGAAAAAAGGAGAAGAGCAAGGAUUAAUCAAAGCCUCAAUGAAUUAAAAAACCUCAUUCUGGAAGCUAUGAAAAAAGAUACUUCUUGCUAUUCCAAAUUGGAGAAAGCUGACAUUUUAGAGAUGACUGUGCGUUAUUUGCGAUCAAUGAGGACUCAAAGUGUGGCAACUCGUAUAAACAGCACAAGCGAUCCUAAUACCAUGGCGCGUUUCCGCGCGGGAUACAACGAGUGCGCGAAUGAAGUGAGCCGAUAUCUAAUGUCACUGGAUGGAUUGGAUGUUCAAGUCCGCGCGCGUUUACUCUCACAUCUCGCGUCAUAUUGUUCACCUUGUCCUCCGAUCAUGAAACCAACGACAACGACAUCAGAAAAUCUUCCGUUACAGCAAUCACAAGCUGUCACGUUGCCAGUGACCUCCCCUUUAGAGCUAUCGCGCUUUACAUCAAAUCAAUCAAAAAGUUUAGAGACAACUCCGAGUUUACUAAACACGACUCAAUUUCAAAUCGUUCCGGGGCAGCUGGCCAACGGAAAAAUCGCUGCGGUUCUAGUACCGAGCCAAAACACUCCCUUGGCGAUGGUUUCUGCCCCUCAUCUAAUCCCUGUGUUUAAUAAACCAACGGUAGAUUUUCAUGCGCUUCAAGGACUACAUAUUCCCGAUACUCAGGCUUUGAGACCGGAGAAUGACCCGCUUUGGAGACCUUGGUAACUAAUCAGAAAGAAAGAUUUAAAGAGGUUCCCUCCCAUGCCUGAAACAAAACUUCUUUACAAAGCUAUAAAAUAAUACCGAGGCCCAUUGCUGUACUCCAAAGGACAGCUAAUAAUCUGUAAAUAUCGCUCAAGUGAUCUCGUAUUGUUCCUUUGUCUUUAGCACAAUGAGUCUCAAAGCGUCAUUAAAUUUUGUGCCUUUUCAAAUGAUCUUG
Stylophora pistillata is the source of this 1869-nucleotide messenger RNA. Its product is annotated as transcription factor HES-1-B. Gene Ontology annotation, biological process: regulation of DNA-templated transcription. NCBI's taxonomy places the organism in Eukaryota, Metazoa, Cnidaria, Anthozoa, Scleractinia, Pocilloporidae. The record is from RefSeq and is a predicted model, not a curated record. Gene Ontology annotation, molecular function: protein dimerization activity; DNA binding.